AUGAAGGCAUGCCCGGCCGGUCUGUCCCUGUGCGAACAUCACUCCGGGAAUAGGAAGACCAAAAAGUUCACAUCGGAAGACUUUUGGAGAGGCAGCUUUGAGGGAUCGAACGCUUCGGACAAUGCUCCGUUUGGGCAACGUCCUGUGUCCUCUGGGACAGGCAUCGAGCUCUCUGCGCCGACCGUGGACCCAGUCUCUACAACUACGCAUACACGUGAUGAGGGCAUAGUGAACGACGCAGCACGCACCUCAGCUCUUCCCGAUGCGGACCCCAUCCCACACGGAGUCCAUACUCCAACUCAUACCGGCGCACCAUGUGGCAGUCAUAUCGAUGCGGAUACGAGCAACACAGCUCCGCAUCAGCCACGAGUACACAUUGCCGUACAGGAGCGCUCUGAAGACCAUCUCAAUUUCGAUUUCGACGGGGCACUAUAUGGCAAGUCGGGUGAGGUUUACGCCUUCAAACUGCGUGGACCUGAAUGCCGAGAGAAGGACCCCAACCACAGUCAUGCCCUAUUCAGAGGACCCCUUGAGCAAAAGGGAGUUGAUAAUCUGGCAAAGGAGCUCAAACGCGCUCUACAAUCAAUCAGGCAGAUGUGGCGGGGGAAGGCGUACCAACCUUCGAAAUGGACAGACGCAGAACUCCUUGCGGCUUUCGCAGUCCGAGUUGACAACGAUGAAGCCCUCAACUGUUCUCCAUCAGAAUCUAUCGUAGCCGUCACCAUCAUCUACCGACUCACCAUUCGUCACGGUAAAGACACUACCCCACCCAACGUUCCAAUGGCCGGCAAAAGGGGCAAGAAGGCAGCUGCCGACCACAAAUUCAACGCCAACGCCGGCGAGUUCACCCCGUCCGGGUCGCUAGGCGUGGGUUCAGCUGCAGGGUCACGAGCUUCCUCAGCCAGCCGGGGCCCCUCGCCCAACCCCAACGCGAGGGAGUUCGUACCGUCGAACAGCCAGUCCCUCGGCGUGGGUUCAGCUGCAGGAUCACGAGAUUCCUCUCGGGGCCCCUCGCCCAACCCGGGUCUCGGAAACUCCCGAUGGGCUGCCGCUGAACCCGAAGCAGAGAAGAGUACCGCUGAGAAGACCACCGCUGAGAAGGACACCGCUGAGAAGGACACCGCUGAGAAGGACACCGCUGAGAAGGACACCGCUGAGAAGGACACCGCUGAGAAGGAGAAAGCUGAGAAGGAUAAAGCUGAGAAGGAUAAAGCUGAAAAGGUUGCCGUUAAGAAGGCUAAGAAAGCUGCAGCUAAGAAAGCCGACGCUGCGAAGAAGACCGAGGAGGCAACAGCCGCUCCGAAGCCUAGCAGCAAGCCCCAAGAGCAGCAAGUCGACGAGACCACCGAGAAGCCUGCCGUCCAUGAUGACCAGGUCCCUGUAGGCGACGAGGCCGAGAAGCCAACCUCGACCAAAAACCUGGGCGCCGCUUCCCGACGAGCCUCGGACCAAGCGCUGGAGGCCUAUCUGGAGAGCGUGAUUGAGGAGAUACCUACUGUGCAGAAACCCCCCGCUCCAGCCCCGGCUCCAACUCCGGUCUCAUCUCCAGCCCCGGCCCCAGCUCCAGCUCCAGCUCGAGCCCCGGCCCGGGCUCCCUCCUCAGCCCCAGCGCCCGCUCCCGCUCCCGCCUCCAGCUUCACAACCCCCACAUUCCCCGAAUCCCCCUUCACCAGCACCGCCAAAGAAGUCACCUCCGAAGUGCUCCAGCACCUGGUGAUGGGCAUGCUCUUCGCGUCGGUCCUGGCCGCCAUCCUGGCGCUGACGUCGCGGCUCGGCAGCCAGCAGACCCCCAAGGACGCCGCCCUGGGCUGCCACCCACAUCUGCUGCUCGUGCCGGCGACGGUGCGGUCGGCUACUUCGACGUACUUUGAGGGGCUGGUGGGGUUCGCGACGGGGCGGAAGGACGGGGAGGGCUGUGGUGCUGGGUGUGCUCAUGGGAAUGGGACCGGUAUUCUUUAG
Molecule: messenger RNA, 1959 nt
Organism: Anthostomella pinea
Lineage: Eukaryota; Fungi; Ascomycota; Sordariomycetes; Xylariales; Xylariaceae
Source: the annotation of a GenBank genome assembly